AAAGAGUCAUCCAGAUUUUAUUUGCAGCAGCGUAGACGUAGCGAAGAUGAAUCCAUUGGGAGUCGUGUGUAUUGUGGCCUGUUUGGCUGCUGUUGUGUUGGCCUCGCCUUCCGACUACAAACGUGGCAGCUAUUCCAAUAGCUUGAAACCUUCGCAAUGGUUGAAGCCAACCGAACUGGAGCAAACUCCUUCUUUGGAUGAGAUUUCCUUCGAACAAUUGGAGAAUAUGCCUUUGGAAAUGGGUGCCAAAAUGAUGCGUAAAUGGUAUCAUUUGUCCCAAGCUGGCCAUGGCAUAGCUCCCGUCUAUGUGCCCAGCCCCAGCCAAAUUCCUGUACACAUCUACAACAAUGGCCGCAAGGAAACCACCGAUUUGAACCGUUUUGUGCAAACCGCCAAGAAAAUGCCCACUUUUGGUGAUGAGAAGGUUACCAUUUUCAUUACUGGCUUACCCCAAACCUUGGACAGCGUUAAGAAUGCCAACAAGAAAUUGAUCGAAUCUUUCUUGGAACGCGAUGAGCAAGAAGCCCAAUCUCUAUCCAGAAAUGGCGGUGAUGAGCGCCGCAACUGGGAAAACCAGAAGCAAUGGACUGGCCGCAGCUUGGUUGUCAUCGAUUUGGGCAACACCAUCACCGAUGUUGAACGUUAUGCCUCUUUGGAUGUUGAGCGUUGCGGUAAAAUGCUUGGCAUGAGCUUGGUCCAAUUGACCAAGGAAUGUGAUGUGCCCGCCAAACUUAUGCAUGUUAUUGGUCAAGGUGUAGGUGCCAAUGUUGCUGGUGAAGCAGGCAAAACAUUCAAGGAUAACACUUCCCAAAAACUGCGCCGCAUUACUGCCUUGGACCCUGCCGUUCAAAUGGCCAAGGAACGCCAUGCCUUGAAUGCCUUGGCUCGCGGUGAUGCUGAUUUCGUCGAUGCCAUCCACACCUCCGCCUUGGGUUUGGGCACCACCAGACGUGUUGGCGAUUUGGAUUUCUUCCCCAAUGGUCCCUCUGAAGGUAUGCGUGGCGCCCGCAAUGUCGUUGAAGCUUCCAUGCUUGCCACCGAAUACUUUGCCGAAUCUGUCCGCCCCGGCAAUGAACACAACUUCCCCGCUGUCGAAGCCAACUGCAUGAAGCAAUACAAGAAACACGAAGGUUAUGGCAAACGCACCUACAUGGGUAUUGCCGCUGCCCAUGAUGUCUCCGGUGACUACAUGUUGGAGGUCAACGAACAGAGUCCCUAUGGCAAGAGAACUCCUGCCCGCAAACAGAAAAUGUCCCACAGCGGCCGCCAAGAAAACAGCUACGAUUAUUAAGUAGGUGGUAGUUGUGCCGAAAUGUGAAAAUCUAUGAUUUUGUA
Molecule: messenger RNA, 1335 nt
Organism: Stomoxys calcitrans (stable fly)
Lineage: Eukaryota; Metazoa; Arthropoda; Insecta; Diptera; Muscidae
Product: vitellogenin-1-like
Exons: 2
Coding region: 47-1291 (414 amino acids)
Molecular function (GO): lipase activity
Source: RefSeq, a predicted model, not a curated record